CCGAGCCUGCAGGCAAAGUGAACGCUGUCACAAAUAACAAACAGACCGAUGUAAAACAAAACGCCAACAAAAGAAGUUGCUUUGAUGCACUGAUCUUUGCCGUUUUUGGCUUUUAUUAAUGGAGAAAAUGGCUGAGGGAAAGGACGAAAAUUGUAAAUUAUUUGAUCGGAUCGGUGAUCAUUAUGACAACCCAGAAAUGGCGGACAGGAUUUUAGUUGUUACAGUUCGAAAACAAGGAUGGGAGCAACUCCGGGCCGCAAAGCUAGCGAAGAAUAUCUGUCAAUCUAAAAAAUCAUCUACGGAGACAGGUAAAGCAGAAGAUGAAGCAUUGUCUGAUGAGGAUAGUGAUAUCGAGAUCGAUAAAACAGCGGAAAUCAAGGGGAAAAAUCAAAGUGAAGAAACAGAAGCAGGCGGUGUAACACCGGGGACUCUUGUAGACAUCACGAAUGAGGCCCUUGGUAAUAAAGGACCAGAGCCUUCACCUGCUUUUGAUGUUGAUCGAGGAAAAGUCAGUGAUGGAGAGAAAAAACCCAAAUGUGCAACGAAAAGAAAGAAAAAUAAGUCUGAUGACAGUUUUACCAUGCCAGAUGACAUUUAUAAAUUCACAUUUGAUAGCAUCCCUCAAUCAACAAAUGGUACAGAUCUGGAAGAAAUACCUGGAAAAGAAAAUGACAAAAGUCAAUGUAAUACUUCAAUAGCCCAUAAUAACUGUCGAGAAACUUUGCCACAAGUUGAGCCAGAACGUGAAUUGUGUGAUGGAACAGAGACAUGUAAAAUAGAUGAUAUCCAUGACCUUGAUGUACCAGAAAGUGUAGUGCGAGAGUAUGAAAUACAUGUUCAUAGUUUUUGGCUUGCUCUUAACAGCUCCUAUUUCAGGGGACUUUUUUUCAGCUCUGGCAUGAAAGAGACAAGAAAUAAAAAGGUGUCUAUAAAUGUGACUGAGGAUAUGUCAGCCAUGUUCAUGAUCUUGAUUGAAUCCCUGUACAGACCGGAUGUUGUUAUCAACAAGAGUGUUGAUGACCUGCUGAUUCUCAUGAGGCUGUCACUUAUAUAUGAUGCCGAUUCCACACUCAAAUGCUGUCAGAGAUUAUUGUCUACUGCAGAGCUUUCUAUCCCAAUAUGUGACAAGGCCUUGAACAUGCAAGAGCAUGAAAGGCUGUCAGAGAUGGAUGAAUUUAUAAAGCGAUGUGAGCAGCACCUGGUUGAAGCAUUUAGCCCUCUCGAUUACCAAUGGACAAGAGAAGAAUUCUUCUCUCUUAGUGCAACUGCUUUAAAAUCAGUCUUAGGAAGCAAUGAGUUGUGUGUGUCAUCUGAGAACACAGUAUUCUUGGCAUUGAUGCGUUGGGCGGAGAUGAAUGAAGUACUUGAUGAAGGUUUAGAACCUCUUCUCAACCAUGUUUGCUUUAAAGCCAUGACCAUCAACUACCUACAUGAUGUUGUAACAAGUGCACAUCCAAUUGCCAGCACUGUAGAAAAAUUCCCACUUCUGUUUGAAGAAGCUGUAUUCUUUCAUGCCUUCUCAAAGGAGAGGCAAGCAGAAGAAGGUGAUUAUGAACCCAGGAAGGCCUUUGAAGAGCCAAUUUUAUUCAACUGGCAUGUUGAGAAUUAUGAAGACACUGAAUUCGAAAAGAAAAAGAAAAUUGUAAAAUCACCUCACUUCUGGGUCAGUGGGUAUGAAAUGUUUCUGGAGCUCAAACUUCGUUCAUCUGGAUUCCAAGGUCUCUAUCUCACAAUCUGUACCCAGCAGUUCAACCAUAAUAGCAAAGGAUUUGUAAAGCUAAAAUACUCCUUGUCAUCGAAUUUCCUCAAAGCUACACAUGUUUUUAAUGAAGUGGACAUAUUUGACAAGGAAGGAUCAGGCUGGGGUUAUGAGGAAUUCUUCCCUUUGACCUGGCCAGAGUUCAGGGACCAGUUGAAGCGGUCACCACUUAUUAUUACAGCUCAGGUUAGACUGUUAGAGUAGGCAGAAUUUCAGGAUAGUUUGAACUGCGGCUUAUAUGAAGUGUAGUAUGAAAUAAAUGUGAUCUUCUUUUACACUCGUUUUCAGUCACACGUGCGCUUUGGGUUUUUCGUUUUCAUUAGUAAGUGGAUUUUGGUAACAAUAGCCAUUUCACAGUUUUAAUGGCAGUUAUAUGUUAACCAAUUAGAGAGCGCAGAAAGGCACCAGGCAUCAGGAACGCAGACAAAAGAUGAAUAUGCAUAAAAUCACUCUAUUUAAUUGCUUCAGUGGCAGUUGCAAAGAAGGUUUGACUGGAAAAAAAGUGUAAUAGUAGUAGCCAAACGGACAUUUUAUCUGCUAUUAAACUACAGUACAUUUAUUAUAAAAUAAUAAACUAUUAAUUGCUGGUGUGAA
Nematostella vectensis (starlet sea anemone) is the source of this 2353-nucleotide messenger RNA. RefSeq lists its product as uncharacterized. Gene Ontology annotation, molecular function: protein binding. NCBI's taxonomy places the organism in Eukaryota, Metazoa, Cnidaria, Anthozoa, Actiniaria, Edwardsiidae. The coding region runs from base 119 to 1963 and encodes 614 amino acids. The transcript has 7 exons. The record is from RefSeq and is a predicted model, not a curated record.